Molecule: messenger RNA, 3156 nt
Organism: Anolis sagrei ordinatus
Lineage: Eukaryota; Metazoa; Chordata; Lepidosauria; Squamata; Anolidae
Product: ADP-ribosylation factor 6-like
Biological process (GO): intracellular protein transport; regulation of dendritic spine development; vesicle-mediated transport
Cellular component (GO): focal adhesion; recycling endosome membrane; endocytic vesicle
Molecular function (GO): GTP binding; GTPase activity
Source: RefSeq, a predicted model, not a curated record
GUUCGGGGAAGGCUUAGUCUCGAUUGGAAGACUUGAUUCGAAACGAGCGAGACUUGCUUUUGGAAAAUUACUAGACUUCAGAUUUGCAAAAAAGUUCCUUUCUAGUUUCGAGACCGGAUCUGGGAGUCACCCUUGCCUUUGCAAGACUUUGGAAACUUAUUUGGGGCCGGAAAUCGGGAUUGAUACCCGUCGUAGACCUUCUUGACAUCGUGUCUCGUCCCAUUUCUCUUGAGACCAGUCGUAGACCUUCUUGACAUCGUGUCUCGUCCCAUUUCUCCAACGAGCCUUGUAUGGACUGUAGUCCUCGUCCGCAGCCAUGGGGAAGAUGCUAUCCAAGAUCUUUGGCAACAAAGAGAUGAGGAUCCUGAUGCUGGGCCUGGACGCUGCCGGGAAGACCACCAUCCUGUACAAGCUCAAGCUGGGCCAGCCAGUGACCACCAUCCCGACCGUCGGCUUCAACGUGGAGACGGUGACCUACAAGAACGUCAAGUUCAACGUCUGGGACGUUGGGGGCCAGGACAAGAUCCGGCCCCUCUGGAGACACUACUACACCGGCACCCAAGGGUUGAUUUUCGUGGUGGACUGCGCCGACCGCGACCGGAUCGACGAAGGGCGGCAGGAGCUCCACCGCAUCAUCAACGACCGGGAGAUGCGGGACGCCAUCAUUCUGGUCUUUGCCAACAAGCAGGACCUCCCCGACGCCAUGAAACCUCACGAGAUCCAAGAGAAACUGGGCCUCACGCGCAUUAGGGACAGGAAUUGGUACGUCCAGCCCUCAUGCGCCACGUCGGGCGAAGGACUCUACGAAGGUUUAAUGUGGCUUACUUCCAACUACAAAUCGUAAUAAUCCUAGGGCCAUACAAAUAUAUAUAAAUAUAUUUCUAUAUAAUUUGCGCGCACACAAAAGAAAUCUCUAACCAAUGAACCCUAGAACAUAUAUUCUCUUCUGUCAAUUCCCCCCUUUCCUCUUCCAAUACGUUUGUUAUUGCUUUCCUUGACAACAAAUCUCUAGUAGGAGUGGAACAUUUCAGCAGAGAUCCCGAGUGUUUUGGGGUGCCUUUGGGAUCUGUGCGGAUCGGGGAGAAGCGGCGAAAGAUACAUCUCGUGUGGUUCUCCAACCUGUGGUGUCUCUUAGUUGGUUUUGCCUGAGAGUUGGGUUGACUUGGAGAGACGUUUGGCUGAACUGGUGGUGUGUUGGAUCUGUGCCAGCGGUGUGGUCUGGAGGUUUCCUCCUGCUCCCCAAAUUAGAUCUUUUUAAGAGUCUGCCUUUGGUUCGAUGCGAAUAGUUCCCUCUGCCCUUUCCUUGCAUCCCAGGUGGGUGGAGGAGAGCAUGGGCGCAGUGUUAAUUCUCUCUUGUCACAUUCUGCGAUGACACGAGGUUCAAUUGCAAACCGCCUCCUAUUUAACACACCCAUCCCGUCGCUCACUCGCUCGUUCGGGUUCCCUCCUUGUUCCUUGACCUGCUCAACCUGACUUGCGUGGUGGAGGCAAGGAUGUGCAUGCCCCAGGCCUGGCCAAACCAGUUUCCCCACCACAAGAUGGGUGGGAAGGAAGAAACUGCCGGUCGGAGAAGUUGCAAGCGCCCUCUCCUUGCAUCCUAAACAGCAAUCUUAGCUUUCCGAAGAAGGUUUUCCUCAUAAAUGAAUGGAUCGGGGCGGGAGGAGGGGGUGUUGGUUUGAGAGAGGACAUUCUAGAUUGCCUUUUGGGGUGUCGUUCCAGUUCCACUUGCUUUGCUUCUGUAAUUUCUACUAGGUCCUAGCAGGACUGAAUGGAUAAGGGGGCUUGCUCUGCUUUGGGUUAUGUUUUGAUUCCUUUUGUGUUGUAAAAUUGUGCUUUCCGAAAGAAGGUACAGCAGAGUCUCACUUAUCCGACCUUUGUUUAUCCGACUUCCCGUUUUAUCCGAUGCCCUCCUUUUCCUCCAACAUUUCCCCUUCAAUUAAAGGAGUCUCUUUCAUGUUGGAAAACUGCUUUCUGAAAGAAGGUACAGCAGAGUCUCGCUUAUCCGACCUUUGCUUAUCUGACUUCCCGUUUUAUCCGACGCCCUCCUUUUCCUCCAACAUUUCCCCUUCAAUUAAAGGAGUCUCUUUCGUGUUGGAAAAUUGUGCUUUCCGAAAGAAGGUACAGCAGAGUCUCGCUUAUCCGACCUUUGCUUAUCUGACUUCCCGUCUUAUCCGAUGCCCCCCUUUUCCUCCAACAUUUCCCCUUCAAAUAAAGGAGUAUAUUUCAUGUUGGAAAAUUGUGCUUUCCAAAAGAAGGUAGAGUCUCUCUUAUCCGACCUUUGUUUAUCCAACUUCCCGUCUUAUCCGACGCCCUCCUUUUUCUCCAACAUUUCCCCUUCAAUUAAAGGAGUCUCUUUUGUGUUGGAAAAUUGUGCUUUCCGAAAGAAAGUACAGUAGAGUUUUGCAUAUCCGACCUUUGUUUAUCCGACUUCCCGUCUAAUCCGACGCCCCCUUUUCCUCCAGCAUUUUCCCUUCAAUUAAAGGAAUGCUCCCCAACUCUCUGCAUUCCCAAUGAGUGAAAAGGGCAAGGAGGAGGAAGGGAGGAAAAGGGGGAAAGAAGCAGGACUGGAAGUGGAAGCCUCCUCCUUCCUUCCCUGUGAUUUCCACAUUCCGCUUCCGCUUCCGGGCACUUCCUGCAGGGCCACUCGAGCCGUAAACUGUUGCCUUGCCUUAACCCUUGGAGUACUUACUGUUAGUAUUCUAGGCGCCUAGUGACUUAAGGGACUCCAUGUUAUCCGACGUUCUGCCGGCCCAUUUAUGUCGGAUAAGCGAGACUCUGCUGUCGAUCUGUAUCCAUUCUGCUGCCGUUCUGUCCUGUGAAGCAUUGAUUCUCACGCUUUCUGAACCACACUCUUGCCAAAUGUCUUGCCCUGUGGAAAGAGUCAUAAGUUCAUUCAACAAAACCCUGUCUUUUGCUUCGGAUCGUUGGGUUGAGCUCAUCUUCUGCCCUGGAAAGCAAGACCGCCUCUUUCAGAGAUGAGAAUUGGGUCGGCUUCUUGUUGUUAUGGCAUCUGGGGUCAGGGCCUUCGGUUUAUGCUAGAUGUAAUGUGUUGUCGAAGGCUUUCAUGGCCGGAAUCAAUGUGUUGUGGUGUGUUUUCUUGGCUGUAUGGUGAUGUUCCAGAAGCAUUCUCUCCUGACAUUUCACCUGCAUCUAUGG